CACCUUGUGACGUUACGGCUGAGGAGGAGUUCGUGUUAAUCCAAACACCGAGGCAACAACAACGUCCACAGCGAUUUAUCGGCAACAAAUUCGCUACAUCACGUCGACUUAAUCAACAGCAUGGCCGCUCAGAAGAUAAACGAAGCUCACGAGCACAUAGCUAAAGCGGAAAAAUGCUUAAAGACAAGUCUGACAAAGUGGAAACCUGAUUUUGACAGUGCUGCAUCAGAAUACGCCAAAGCAGCCGUGUGCUUCAAGAAUGCCAAGCAGUACGAGCAGGCAAAGGAUGCCUACCUGAAGGAGGCUGAAUAUCACACAGAAAACAAGGCGCUUUUUCAUGCUGCAAAGGCCAUCGAACAGGCAGGUAUGAUGAUGAAGGAACAAAAGAAGAUGCCAGAGGCCAUCCAGUACAUAGAGAAAGCCUGUAUGAUGUACAUGGAGAAUGGGACUCCUGACACAGCUGCGAUGGCUCUGGACAGGGCUGGAAAACUGAUCGAGCCUAUAAACCUGGAGAAAGCUGUGGACCUGUAUCAGAAGGCAGCUGGUGUGUUCGAGAACGAGGACCGUCUGCGUCAGGCUGUUGAACUGCUGGGCAAAGCCUCCAGACUUCUGGUCAGGUUAAAAAGGUUGGAUGAGGCAGCGGUCGCUCUGCAAAAAGAGAAGAACAUGUACAAAGAGAUCGAGAACUUCCCCAUGUGCUUCAAGAAAACAACUGCCCAGGUGCUGAUUCAUCUUCACAGAGGAGACUACGUCGCAGCUGAUAAAUGUGUCCGAGAAAGUUACAGCCUGCCCGGCUACAGUGGAAGCGAAGAUUGCGUUGCCAUGGAGACGCUACUGCAGGGCUACGACGAGCAGGACGAGGACCAGGUCUACCGCGUGUGCAACUCACCUUUACUGAAGUACAUGGACAACGACUACGCCAAGCUGGCCAUUUCCCUGAGGGUACCCGGAGGAGGAGGAAAGAAGAAGAAGGCUGCAGCCGCUCCACAGGGUGGUGCUGGUGGGGCGCCAGCUGCCGCCGAGGAGGAGGACGAUUAUGAGGGCGGGCUGUGUUAGCCCUCAGCCUCCUGAGUGCCGACUCUACCCAUCUGCUGCUCCACCACUACACCCUCCGUGUACGAGUUUAAAAAACCGUGACAAACCCUCUCAGCUCCGAAGCCCAGAUGGGCGACUGUUUUUGAUCUUAAUUGUGCAAAAAAAGAAAUAAGAAGAAGAAAAAAAAGCAAAUUAAAACAACCCUCAACCGUUACAGUAGGUGUUGCACAAGAGUCGCGUUUAAAGAGCCUUUUAAUUUGUGUUUCUUUGAGGUGGAUCCUCAGUGUAAUGAAAAAUCAUUCUUCAGUGUUCAAUAAUGUAUGAAAGCCUGUUGUAUGUAAAUGUUCUAUUAUUUCGCGUCUCUGUGAAGCUGUAUAUUUUUGCUGUUAUUGUUAAUGGAUAGGUUACUAUAAGAUAUAUUAAAAUCAGAAAUAAUCUAAUAAAUAUGUCCAAUAAGUUGA
This is a messenger RNA of Lates calcarifer (barramundi perch), 1496 nucleotides long. It is a transcript of the gene napgb, whose product is annotated as N-ethylmaleimide-sensitive factor attachment protein, gamma b. The transcript has 12 exons. Gene Ontology annotation, cellular component: vacuolar membrane; SNARE complex. The coding region runs from base 121 to 1056 and encodes 311 amino acids. Gene Ontology annotation, molecular function: syntaxin binding; soluble NSF attachment protein activity. Lineage: Eukaryota; Metazoa; Chordata; Actinopteri; Centropomidae. Gene Ontology annotation, biological process: intracellular protein transport. The record is from RefSeq and is a predicted model, not a curated record.